UUUUUUUCGUCUCUGCUUUUGAUUCACUCAGCUGAGGCCAGUCCGCUGUUGGCAGCGGCAAUACUUGUGUGCUCAUGUCUCAUUGAGUGUUCGCAUUGCUAGUAUCUCUAUUGUUAUUUUUACUCGUACUUUCCUAUGCUGACUUUUACACCACCCCUGAUUUCAGAGCAACCUUGUCGGUGGCCUUCCUCCCUCCCUCAGGCUGAUGUAAUGGACAUCAGGGUGAUGACGAUGGAGAGGAACAGGCACGACAGUGAGCAGUCCUGCUGCAGCACCUUCCAGUACCAUGACCUGGAGGCCGCCGAGGCACUUGUCAGCAUGAGCUCCUGGGGUCAAAGGUCAUCAAACGACAAGCCACGCCCCCUGACCCCUACCUCGGACUCCUGCGACUCUCUCCUCCUGCACCCUGAGAUCAUCGAGUCCCCCAAGGACCCGAUCGCACUCUCAUCGCUGUGCAUGACCCCCCCUCACAGCCCCAGCUUUACCGAGACCGCUACCACAACAGCUGUCCUCACCACCUCAUUGGCCAGCUCAGGCCCCAGACCAGUCUUAACCCGGCCUAGACUCUGUGCAGGUCUUCCCUGCGAAAAUGCCCUUCUCCUGGACCAACGACCUGGUACGGUCCCCAUCUUCAAGAGCUCUGGAGCUCCAGAGCUGCCCAGCAGAGCCAUGGUGACCAGCGUCAUCCGGCACACUGCUGACAGGGCCCUCACACAGCCCAGCAACAACAUUACACCUCAGUCCCUCGUAGGGCAGCACACAGACACCAACUCCAACAGAAAUCCUACUGCAACCCUUCUGGCUGAGGCCGUUCCUAUGCAGACUGAACCACAGAGCUGCAGCACUGGUCUGUGUGUUAAGGUAGAGAAGGAUCAAGGCAGUCCAUCCUUACCUGACAGCAGCACAGGCCCCUCUACUACUCCCACCCAAAGGUCCCCAUCCCAGCCCACCGCCACCUCCCGGUCCACCGCUCCCUCCCGGUCCUCACCCCCCAUUCCCAGCUCCCAGGUCCUCUGCCAGGUGUUUCCAGUCAACGGGCGGACAGGGAUGAUCUCUGCAUUCGUCCAGGCAGGCCCAGUCCAGAUGACCCAGGGGGGGGGCAAGCCCAUACUACCCCAGUCACCCUCCUUUCCCCAGUCGCUGCAGCUGGUGGGCUCCUCAGUGACUCAGGGGACGGUGAUGUUUGUGGUUCCCCAGCCCCCCGUGUCCCAGGCUCCGUUGUGCGCACAGACUGUAAUGACCCUGGGUAACACAAAGCUCCUGCCCCUGGCCCCAGCUCCAGUUUACAUGCCCUCAGGGCAGAGCAGCAAUGCCACACAAGCAGACUUCUCUCGCAGACGGAACUACGUCUGCAACUUCCCCGGCUGUAAGAAGACCUACUUCAAAAGUUCCCACCUCAAGGCUCAUCUCAGAACUCACACUGGUGAGAAACCAUUCAGCUGCCACUGGGAGGGCUGCGACAAGAAGUUUGCCCGCUCCGACGAGCUCUCCCGCCACAGGCGAACACACACCGGUGAGAAGAAGUUUGUGUGUAACGUGUGCGAUCGGCGCUUCAUGCGCAGCGACCACUUGACCAAGCAUGCUCGCCGACACAUGACCUCCAAGAGGACCUCCACUUGGCCGGCUGAAGUCCGCGACCUCCACAAGAUGACGGUAUCUAAGGGCCCAUCGAGUGGCUCCAAACUUCCUCUCAGUGUGCUGGUCCCUUCCCUCAAUUAGCUGGGGCUCCCAGGCCGUACGGUCAUCUCAGGACAAUAUCCCACCACCGACCACACAAGACCAAGGAGAAAAUGAAACAAAACCAUAGGCUGCUACACAUUCAUGGACAGAAACAAACUGACCUUGCACUGGAUUUUUUAAUUAUGCUUGUUUUGUACUUCCUUGAUCUCUAUAUGUAAUUAUGUUUACUCAUGUAAUAUGUAUACAGUAUGUAAUGUUUAGCAAAAUGUAUGCACUCUUUUUGCCAAAGCCUUUGCGUUGUGCUUACAGUAUCUGUUACUAUUGGUCUCUGUGAUUGUAAAUAUGUAUAUAUGAAUAUCUAUAUAUAUGAUUGUUAUGUGUAUUCCAAUCUGCAUGUAUUGACAAGACGUCAAUAUAUGUUAUUGAUAUUUUUAAAUAUGUCAGUGGACAGUAUUCCUCACUGUGAUACUACCUACUUUCUUGCUUUGCAUAUUAUUUAAUAAACAUUUGUUUUAAAAAGUGCUGUUUUUGAUAGCUUGAUCGUUUUGUUUUAGUUUUAUUACAGAUACAGUAUAACCAGUAUAAAUACCUCAUAUUAUUUCUUAAUAAAAUACUAAAUACUUUAUAAAGCUUCACCAUACUAAUAAUGAGUAAUCAAUGUAUGAAUGAAUUCUAUAGAUAUGGUCACGCUGAGAAAAGUGCUGUCCCUAUGUGUAGUUUUACUAGCUUUCAAUGUAGGCAAUGGUCAUUAUGAGUCCCAUUGUUUUUUUCAUAAUAAAAUACAUGACUAAA
Molecule: messenger RNA, 2472 nt
Organism: Salvelinus namaycush (lake trout)
Lineage: Eukaryota; Metazoa; Chordata; Actinopteri; Salmoniformes; Salmonidae
Product: Krueppel-like factor 11
Exons: 4
Coding region: 136-1719 (527 amino acids)
Biological process (GO): regulation of transcription by RNA polymerase II
Molecular function (GO): RNA polymerase II cis-regulatory region sequence-specific DNA binding; DNA-binding transcription factor activity, RNA polymerase II-specific
Source: RefSeq, a predicted model, not a curated record